GCAACAUGAAACAUCAUUUGAAGGCAAUCUGAUAAGUCAAGAAGUGAUGUUAAAGCGUCAGGAAGAAGAAAUGAUGCAACUACAAGCUAGAAUGGCUCUCAGGCAAUCCCGACCUAACCUUUACCCAGGAGAGGCAAUUAGGUCUUCAAUGCUUGACAUCACCAGAGAUCCACUGAGAGAAAUAGCCCUGGAAACAGCCAUGACACAAAGAAAACUGAGGAAUUUCUUUGGCCCUGAGUUUGUGAAAAUGACGAUUGAGCCAUUCAUCUCCUUGGAUCUACCAAAGUCUAUCUUGACUAAGAAGGGGAAGAGUGAUGACACCAGGCGAAAAGUAAAUGUGAUGCUUCUAAGUGGGCAGAAGCUGGAGCUGACCUGUGAUACCAAAACGAUAUGUAAAGAUGUCUUUGAUAUGGUUGUUGCCCAUAUUGGCUUGGUUGAGCAUCACUUGUUUGGACUGGCUACUUUAAGAGACAAUGAAUUUUUCUUCGUUGAUCCUGACCUAAAGCUAAGUAAAGUAGCUCCAGAAGGAUGGAAAGAAGAACUGAAGAAAAAGAACAAGCCCUCUGUCAACUUCACUCUGUUUUUUCGCAUUAAGUUUUUUGUGGAUGAUGUCAGUCUGAUACAGCACACGCUGACCUGUCACCAGUAUUAUCUGCAGUUGCGAAAGGACAUCCUGGAAGACAGAAUGCACUGUGAUGAUGAGACAGCCUUAUUAUUAGCAUCCCUAGCUCUCCAAGCUGAGUAUGGAGAUUACCAGGCAGAGGUGCAUGGCAUGUCAUAUUUUAGACUAGAACACUAUGUCCCAGCUAGAGUGAUGGAGAAACUGGAUCUGUCCUACAUCAAGGAAGAGCUGCCAAAAUUGCAUAGCACUUAUGUGGGUGCAUCUGAAAAAGAGACAGAGUUAGAAUUUUUGAAGUUGUGUCAGAGGCUCACAGAAUACGGGGUUCAUCUUCAUCAUGUGUUGCCAGAGAAGAGAUCCCAAACAGGCAUCCUUCUGGGAGUGUGCUCCAAAGGAGUGGUUAUUUUUGAAGUUCACAAUGGCACCCGCACACCUGUACUGCGCUUCCCAUGGAGAGAGACAAAGAAAAUAUCCUUUAGUAAGAAGAAGAUAACUUUGCAGAACACGUCAGAUGGUAUCAAGCAUGCAUUUCAUACUGACAGUAGUAAGACUUGCCAGUACCUUUUGCACCUCUGCUCUUCCCAGCAUAAAUUCCAACUACAGAUGAGAACCAGACAGAGCAACCAAGAUGCUCAGGAUAUUGAAAGGGCUUCAUUUAGGAGCCUGAACCUUCACGCGGACUCUGUCAAAGGUUUCAACAUGGGACGAGCAAUCAGUACUGGUAGCCUGGCCAGCAGCACUUUGAACCGCCUCGCCGUUCGACCUCUGUCUGUUCAAGCAGAGAUUCUGAAGAGGCUGUCCUGCUCUGAGCUCUCACUCUUCCAGCCCCUUCCUGGCUCCUCAAAGGACAAGAAUGAGAAGACUCCAUGGGAGGAAAGACCCAGGGUUAUGAGCAAGUCAUUUCAUGAUCUGAGUCAGAGUCACAUCUCUGUUUACCCCCCAAGGAAAAAUACUAUUACUGCUUUGGACUCUUCCCCCCAAAAAAUAGAAGACAUAAUGGGAAGAGUCUUUCAGCAAAUGCCCAAAUUUGAUACUGGAUCAGGAGCAGGAGCAUUAAAACUGAACAAUUCAAAAUCUCAUGCAGGUUUAAGUAGAAGCCCUGAAAGAAAGAAAAAUGAAUCAGACUCAUCAUCCAUUGAAGAUACCGGUCAAGCCUAUGUUGUAGGCAUUAGCGUGAAUACUUCAGGAAAUCUUCCAUCAUCAACGCUGUUAAAGGAGAGCAUUGACUCUCUGCAAACAACACAGAACAGAGUUGCCUCACCAGAAAGAGAGAUCACUUUGGUGAACUUGAAAAAGGAUGAAAAAUUUGGCUUGGGCUUUCAAAUAGUCGGCGGAGAGAAGACGGGGAAGCUCGACCUGGGAAUUUUUAUUCAUUCAGUUAUUCCUGGAGGGCCAGCUGAUUUGGAAGGAACUCUAAAACCAGGACACCGACUGAUAUCCGUAAAUAGCACAAGUUUAGAAGGUGUGAGCCACCAUGCAGCAUUAGAAAUUUUGGAGAAUGCACCUGAAGAUGUGACACUUGUUAUCUCUCAGCCCAAGGACAAGCUAGCCAAAGCGUCGUCUAACGCUGCACACAUCAGUAAUGGAACCAGGGGUUAUUUAAGGAGGCCAUCUUCAGUGCAGGACAAUGAGGCAGAGUCCUCUUCAGAAGAACACAACCAGUCCCGUGGUCACCAGAGGCCUGUUUCGGGGAGUUUGUCUGGUUUGUCAGGAGGAAAGCGGGAUGGAAGCGUGAGCUCCCAGGAUUCCAGAACCGAAAGCGCCAGCCUGUCUCAGAGCCAGACAACCAGCUUCUUUGGCAAACGUGCAAGUGGUAGAGCCCAGCAGGAUCCUCAGCAUUACAGUGAUUCCCAGUCUGGGCUUUCUAAAAUGACUGAGAAGAGAAAAUCUUCAUCUGACAGCACUCGAGCAAAAAAUAAAAGGCCUGGGGUAGUGGAGUCUGUGGAAUAUUCUGACCGAGGGGAUUCUGACAUGGAUGAAGCAACUUAUUCCAGCAGUCAGGAGCAACAGCCAGCUAAAAAGGAAUCUUCCUCAGCGAAUACAGCAAACAAAAUGAAUUGUAAAAAGGUUACUACAACACUUCUUAAACCUGGAGAUAUCUUUGAGGUUGAGCUAGCCAAAAAAGAUAACGGCUUGGGAAUAAGUGUCACGGUACUGUUUGACAAGGGUGGUGUAAAUACCAGCAUAAGGCAUGGUGGUAUUUAUGUGAAAGCCAUUAUUCCUAAGGGAGCAGCUGAAGCAGAUGGCAGAAUAGAAAAAGGUGACCGUGUGCUCUCUGUCAAUGGGAUUAGUUUGGAAGGUGCCACUCAUAAGCAAGCUGUUGAAAUGCUGAGAAACACUGGGCAGGUGGUGCAUCUGCUGUUGGAAAAAGGUCAGCUUUCGGUGGCCAAGGUUCAUGCUCCAGUAACACCACAAUGCACACCUCCAAAUCAGGUGGGGCAAUGUGAGCCACAGGAGAAACCAGCGACAAAAACUACAAGUGCCAAGGAUUACAGCUUUGUCACUGCAGAGAACACAUUUGAGGUAAAGCUGUUGAAGAAUAGCUCGGGUCUCGGGUUCAGUUUCUGCCGUGAAGAUAACCUUACCCCAGACCAACUGGACUCAACUAUUGUGAGGGUGAAAAAGCUCUUCCCUGGGCAGCCUGCCGCAGAAAGCGGGCAGAUGGAAAUUGGGGAUGUCAUUCUGAAAGUGAAUGGGGCAUCUCUGAAGGGUUUAUCCCAGCAGGAAGUCAUCUCUGCUCUGAGAGGAACAUCCCCAGAAGUCUCUCUUCUCCUAUGUCGGCCACCAUCUGGCAUACUACCAGACAUUGAUCCUUCUUUGUUGACUCCCAUCCAUUCACCCCAACAAGUAUUUCCAGAUGUCAGCAGAGAAGUUUCUGGUCCAUCAGAUGGAGAACAAGGUGACAGCUCAGAUGAAAAUGAAACUACUGAUCUGAGCACGAAAAGACUAAAAUCUCCCUCUAGAAGAGACAGCUACAGUGACAGCAGCAGGAGUGGUGAGGAGGAGGUGAUAGACUCGCCUGCACAGGCAGGCCUUGGCUGGGGUUCUGCACUGUACCAAGCUUCAGAUGAAGCUGUGACACACAGUCAGUAUGAGGCACAUGGCAGUCAGGAGGAGGCUGUUCGCACCGUCGUGUAUUCUGAUCAAGAGGCUCCUGGCAAGUCAGAGCUUGAGGACAGUAAUCUGCUAUUGGAUUUGCCAUCGAUCCCAACCUGUAGAACUGUUCCUGAUGUUACCACAUCUGUUUUAAUAAAUGACUGUUAUGCUACUCCUGCUUCUGAGCUGACUCCACACCUGGGAGGAAUGGAUUCAUUACUCAGCCAGUUGGAAAAAAACACUGAAGAAUACGAGCCAGAAGUAGAGCUCCGAGUCACUAUGGCAAAGUCAGAAAAGGGUAGUCUGGGUUUUACAGUGACCAAAGGUAACGAUAACAUUGGCUGCUACAUUCAUGACAUUGUUCAGGAUCCUGCCAAAAGUGAUGGGAGACUGCGACCUGGAGACCGACUGAUAAAAGUUAAUGACAUUGAUGUCACUAACAUGAGUCAUACUGAUGCAGUCAACUUUCUCCGUGCUGCCCCAAAGACUGUCAGAUUAGUGCUAGGACGGGUUUUGGAGUUACCCAAGAUGCCAGUGUUGCCUCAUUUACUGCCUGAUAUUACACUAAUGUGCCAUAAGGAGGAGCUAGGUUUGUUGUUAUCAGGAGGUCAUGACAGCCUUUACCAAGUUGUGUAUAUUAGUGACAUUCUCCCCAGAUCAGUUGCUGCCAGAGAGAAGAGUCUUCGUGCGCUAGAUAUUAUCCAUUACAUUAAUGGAGUAAGCACACAGGGAAUGACUCUGAAAGAAGCUAAAAGAAUGCUGGAAACAUGCCUUCCAAAAGUGGUGCUCAAAGCGACCAGGGAUGGUCAUGCAGUGCUUCCAAAAUCUAAAAGCCCCGAUAGCUCAAAUCCAUGGCCAAUGAAAACGAAUG
Molecule: messenger RNA, 4586 nt
Organism: Antrostomus carolinensis (chuck-will's-widow)
Lineage: Eukaryota; Metazoa; Chordata; Aves; Caprimulgiformes; Caprimulgidae
Gene: PTPN13
Product: protein tyrosine phosphatase non-receptor type 13
Exons: 27
Biological process (GO): peptidyl-tyrosine dephosphorylation
Cellular component (GO): cytoplasm; cytoskeleton; nucleus
Molecular function (GO): phosphatidylinositol 3-kinase regulatory subunit binding; protein tyrosine phosphatase activity
Source: RefSeq, a predicted model, not a curated record